This is a messenger RNA of Eurytemora carolleeae, 1754 nucleotides long. RefSeq names its product protein tramtrack, beta isoform. The record is from RefSeq and is a predicted model, not a curated record. The coding region runs from base 155 to 1117 and encodes 320 amino acids. NCBI's taxonomy places the organism in Eukaryota, Metazoa, Arthropoda, Copepoda, Calanoida, Temoridae. The transcript is spliced from 10 exons. Gene Ontology annotation, molecular function: protein binding. Gene Ontology annotation, biological process: regulation of transcription by RNA polymerase II. Gene Ontology annotation, cellular component: nucleus.
UCCAAUAUUCAGCUGACAAUGACAAUUGAUUUUUAAUUGUUUGGGUUCGUUGUUUAAUGUCUGAGGGAAUAUUCUUUGUGAGUGCAGCAAACAAUUCUGAUUUCAAGUUCGACAAUGAAAUAGUAUUUCCUAUUUUCGAACAUAAUAGAGCAAAAUGGUGAGCGAGGCGGAGAAGUUUUGUUUAAAAUGGAAUGAUUUCGAAACAAAUCUAAGCCGAGCUUUCAGCGAACUCAGAGAGGAAAAAGACUUUUUCGACGUGACAUUAGUUUGUGAAGACAAUCAGCUCGAUGCACAUAAAGUUAUCCUAAGUGCGUGCAGUCCAUUCUUCAGAAAUAUUUUAAAGAAAAAUCCCCAUAAACAUCCCCUUCUAUACUUGAAGGAUGUUCGGUGGGAGGAUAUGCAAUCUAUUCUUACAUUUAUGUACCAGGGUGAGGUGAAUGUUGCACAAGAUCAGCUAACAUCAUUUCUAGCUGUUGCAGAGGACCUCAAGGUGAAAGGUUUAACGCAAAGUCCUAAAUCCGAUCCCCACAGCUCAGCAGGGAGUAAAGAAUCUAAACCUGAACCCAGUCACAAGCGCAGUAGUUCAACUAGUAAUAUUAAUGGAGGAGCUGCACCAGCUAAACUACCAAAGUUGACCAAAGGAGAAUAUUCGGAUAGAGGAUCCUCAACGCAAUCUCAGUCUCUACCUCUUAUUAAGGUUGAAGAGAUGCCUGUUGUAGAUUUAGAACAAGAGAACCAGGUUGAAGAGUAUGUAGAGGAAGGUUAUGAGGAUUAUGAGGAAGGAUAUGAUAUAGAUGAGGAAGGAUAUGAUCUCCAAGGUUCUGUUCAACAACCUCAGCAGUCCAACAUGAUGAGGUUAUCCUCAGGUUUUCUAGAAGGUUCUAAGCCGGAUAUAAACCUUGAAGAGUUCUAUGUUCUAGAGGCGGAUGGACUCAAGUGUGAGAUCUGCGGACAUGUCAGCGCAACUAAACGACUAAUAAAAGUACACUUAGAGGGUAAACACGGUUUGUCUGCCGGGUAUACUUGUGAGUUCUGCAACAUCUUUCAUAAAACUCAAGAAGCUCUUAGAAUUCAUAAAAGAAGAAAGCAUAAAGCACCAUUUAAUCUACUCAAAUAAUUCAAUGACCUGAAGAUGGUGAAAACUAAUAAAUCAUGAAUCCACGAGAAUAAAAACUGCAUUUAUUCAAAAAAAAAUAUUGUAAGAACAGACAUUUAUUAAAAUGUCACUAUUGCACCUAUAAAGUAAAUGAAUUGUAUAAAUGUAAAUGAGAAAAUAAUGUUUUGUGAAAAGCAAAAUCACUAACUAUUAAUCAAGCCCCAAGAUAAAUAUUUAAAAAAUCGCAAAAUAAUAAACUGAGUAUUGCUGACUAGACUUUUCAAACACAUUGAAUAAUAUUUCUUUUAAAAGUUGAAACACAGGUGAGUAAUUUGACUAAAAAGUAUGCAAUACGUGCUUAUCAGUUAGCCAAGAGGUGAAGGAUAAGGUUUACAGGUCUAGUCCAAUUGUCAACAGCUAAACGUUAGUCCUAUUUCAUAUGCAAAAAUAAUCACGAAAGUCGAUCUUUAAAUGUCCACACGAUAGGUAUUUUUUUAACUUCUAACUUUAUCAAACUGUAACUGACUUUUAUUUAACUCGCUUUGUACAUAUUUGAAAUUUAUUGGUUUUGAUAGAAAUAUUAAUAUGUGUGCAUUUUUACAACACCGUAUUUAAUUUGUCUAGGCUCUAUUUUUAAAUAAAAUAUUUAUUAAUUCAA